AAAACCAACCGCCGUUCCCAUGCGCCAUGUUCUGCUCUUUGUCCUCCAUCACACCCAUCUGCUCGUCGUCCUCCAUCGCACCCGCCUGCUGCAGUCCGCAUGAGCACAGAGCCCAAGCCCAUCGCCGCCAAGACCCUCAUCGAGCUGCCCCCCGAUGCCACCGUCCUGGUCGAUGACCAGGGCGGCAUCUACUACUCGCUUGGCCCCGGUUCGUCGACCCUGGUCCCUGUGUCGCUGCCUGUUGCCGAGCCCAUCUCGCCCCCAACCAGCCCCCGCACCUUGGCCCGGUCGCUCUCGAGGUCGCAGUCGCUGGAUACCCUUGGAGCUUCAGCGCCGUUGCCUGGCCAGUCGCCUCCGUCAGCUGUCUUCAGUACCAUGAUCGCCCGUCGUCCGUCGGCGCUGCCCGAGGGCUCUCCCCGGGCUGUUCCGAACCAAGCCGCCUUCUCUCCCCAGCUUGCUCGCUCCAAGAACCCAUCAUCCGAGAGCCCACGCCGGGCACCUCCAUCUCCCGCGGCCAGCAGAACUCUCGACCAGCGCCAUCGCAGUCCCAUCGCAUCGAGAACCCGCCCGAUACCGACCCGUCAGCAGUCGCCAGCCGCCUCCACCGGCAGCUUCGGCUCUCCGCCAGGACUUUCGGAUCUGCUUAGCUCGACGACCAGAGGCGUACCCGUCCCGCGACAGUCCCGGACAGCCUCAACAUCGGGCUCAAGCGCCUCCCGCUCACCGAGAGCCCCGUCAAUGUCCAGGAACAACUCGGUCCAGCACAACCAGGCGCUGGCACUUUCUUCGAGCGAGCGGACCCAGCAGCAUCGACACCGGCACUCGGUCAGCGACAUCCCCAUGCGUCCGCUCUCGGCCAUGAGCACAUCGUCGCAUGCAUCUUCGUCGCUGGGACCGCGGUCCCGUAGCAACAGCGCGGCUUGCGAGCACAACCCGAACGAGCCCUGGUCAAGGUCGUCUGGCUCAUCUCGCCAACGGCCAAUUUCGCUGCUUGGGGAGCGGCCGUCGUCCCGCAACCCGCAUCUUACCCAUGUAGCCCACGCCCGAGGUGAGUGUUGCAGCGUCUCGGUCAGGGCGCAGACGAAUCGCUCGGCUUGCGAGACGAAUGCUGAGGGCACGACGCCGAGCGCAUGGGGCGUCUCGAGCCACCGUCAUCAGGAGUGUGAUGGGAGUGGUCGAUGCAUGUGCGCAGAGCCGCCCGGAUGUCGAGAGACCAGCGGUACUUGAGCGAGACUUGAGGGUGGAUGUCGGCAGUCCAGCAACAUGGCAGGCAAAUGUCGCUGCAAACCACCUGACGGACAGUCGUGCUGAUAUCGAUCGGCUUUCCUCAGAUAACUUG
Molecule: messenger RNA, 1339 nt
Organism: Polychytrium aggregatum
Lineage: Eukaryota; Fungi; Chytridiomycota; Chytridiomycetes; Polychytriales
Exons: 1
Coding region: 100-1227 (375 amino acids)
Source: RefSeq, a predicted model, not a curated record